Plasmodium gallinaceum is the source of this 1068-nucleotide messenger RNA. Its product is annotated as co-chaperone p23, putative. NCBI's taxonomy places the organism in Eukaryota, Apicomplexa, Aconoidasida, Haemosporida, Plasmodiidae. The transcript is spliced from 7 exons. The record is from RefSeq and is a predicted model, not a curated record. The coding region runs from base 1 to 1068 and encodes 355 amino acids.
AUGUUUUUUUUUUGUUUCUUUGUUAUUUAUAUAUUUAUUUUGUUCAAUGUUGUCUUUUCAAAAUUAAACUAUCAAAAUGAACAGAUGGCAUCAGCUUUUUUUGAGUCACAUAAAAAUUAUAUUGUAACUAAAGAAGAUAUAAUUGAUGGAAUAGAAAAAUGUUGGUUUAAUGUAUCAGAAUAUUUAAUUAAUGAAUCAAUAAAACAAGAAAAGGAUUUUAGCAAUGAUAUUAAAGCAACAAUUAAUACAUUAAAACAAAAAUUAGAUCAAUUAGUAACUGUUUCUUAUUCAAAUAAAAAAAUAGACACUGUAAAUGCAUCGUUUCAGUGGGCACAAUCUCCAGAAAAUAUUUUUCUAAAUAUCAAAUUUUCACAUAGAUGGAGUUCACCGGGUGCUCUAAAAGUUAAAAAUGAAGAAAUAAUUUCAAACAAAAAUCAUUUUUCUUUUUCUGCUUUUAGUAAUGAUUCUAAUUCAUUAACAAAAAAAUAUAUUGUUGAUUUAACUCUCCUUCACAAUAUAAUAGAAUCAGAAACAAAAUAUAAUUUUGCAUCAGUUGGUAAAGUUGUUGUUACAUUAAAAAAAGAAAAAAAAAAAAUAUGGAAUAGAUUAUUGUUAUCAAAAGAAAAAAUUCCAAAUAUGCAUGUAUGGUGGGACAUGAAAGAAAAAUAUCAUGGAAGUAUUCAAGAUUUUUUAAAAGAAGAAGAAAAAAAAAAAAAAAAAUAUUUAGAAAAAAAAAGAAAUGAAAAACUUGAAAAUGUAGAGAAAGAAAAUACAACAGAAUUAAAAGUAGAAAAUAACAAAAUUGAUGAAAAUGGAAAUAAUAAUGAAGAAAAGGAUACUUUAAUAGAAAAUAAAUAUGAAAAUGAACAAAGAGAUGGGAAAAAAGAUGACGAAGAUGGAGAAUAUAAAGAAGAAUAUGAUGAUGAUGAAGAAGAAAAUGAAAAUUAUGAAGAAUAUGAAGAUUAUGAAAUUGAAAAUGACAUAAAUGAAAUGUCAUUGAAUGAAAAAGAUUUAGAAAAUACAGAAAGUACAAAAAAAGAAGACAUUAAAAAAGAUGACGAAUUAUAA